Impatiens glandulifera is the source of this 1248-nucleotide messenger RNA. Its product is annotated as tubby-like F-box protein 7. Gene Ontology annotation, molecular function: protein binding. The record is from RefSeq and is a predicted model, not a curated record. NCBI's taxonomy places the organism in Eukaryota, Viridiplantae, Streptophyta, Magnoliopsida, Ericales, Balsaminaceae. The transcript has 4 exons. Bases 6 to 1124 code for a protein of 372 amino acids.
GGAAUAUGUCACUUGGGAAGUCACGUCUCUCCUCCUCCUCCUCUCCUCCGAUGAUCGCCAAUCCUUUAUCCAAAUCGUUCAAAGAUAUCCUUGUCGGAUCACCAAGUAAUCAUGAACGCAGCCGCCGCGAUCACGACGACGGCGACGGUAUCGUCGACGUAUCUAUUGAUGUUCCAGAUUCUGACAAUCGCUCCUGGUCGAUGCUAUUUCCAGAAUUGCUUUACGAUAUCAUCAAGCGAUUGGACGAUGAUCACUGGCCGAAUCGAAAAAAUGUCGUGUCUUGCGCUUGUGUUUGCAAGAACUGGAGGAAAGUCACUAAAGAAGUUGUCAAGUCUGCACUUAACAGUGGAACCCUCACUUUUCCUUCUUGCCUUAAGCAGCCGGGGCCUCCUGACUUGCCUAUUCAGUGUGUUGUAACACGGGACAAGAAGAAUUCAACAUAUUACCUUUAUCUUAGCCUACCUCCCUCAAUAACAGAAAAGGGGAAAUUUCUCUUGGCUGCUCGAAGAUGUAGGCAAGGUGCACACACUGAGUAUAUUAUAUCGCUUAGUGCAGAUGAAAUAUCUCAAGGAAGCAAUACCUAUGUUGGAAAGAUAAGUUCGGAUAUCAUUGGGACCAACUUCAGAAUAUAUGACAGUCAGCCUUCUAGUGAUAGAAGAAGGACUAACAGGUGGUUUUCGAGUAAGCAAAUAAGUCCCCAGAUUGUUCCAUCUGCCAAUAUUGAGAUUGGACAUGUAGCUUACAACUUCAGCAUCCUGCAUUAUCGUUCCCCCAGAAGAAUGAGAUGUAUGGUGAAAGGUGCAGACCAAAAUACAACGAAGAAACGGGAUGGAUCAUAUGAUACUGUCCUGGAGAAUAAAGCUCCGAGAUGGCAUGGACAUCUACAGUGCUGGUGCUUGAAUUUCCAUGGCCGUGUGACAGUUGCGUCUGUUAAGAACUUUCAGCUUGCUGAGACUGUGGAUCAAAGUCAGCCUGAAGGAGAAGGGGAUGGAGAGACUGUUCUUCUGCAGUUUGGUAAGGUAGGGGAUGAUAUCUUUACAAUGGAUUAUAGAUAUCCAUUGUCAGCUUUCCAGGCUUUCGCCAUUUGCUUGACAAGCUUUUCCACAAAAUUGAUUUACAAGUGAAAUUUUUUAAGUACACAUACAAUUUGACCUAUUUUUUAUCUUCUAUUGUUACUGAGAUGACCUAAUCUCUUUUUAUUUUAAUGAUAGCUUUGUGAAUGCUAGCCAAGGUUCAAGGUUUUGCUCC